Molecule: messenger RNA, 1539 nt
Organism: Triticum turgidum subsp. durum (durum wheat)
Lineage: Eukaryota; Viridiplantae; Streptophyta; Magnoliopsida; Poales; Poaceae
Source: the annotation of a GenBank genome assembly
AUGGACGUGGCGUCGCUGCUCCCGUUCGCCAUCGCGCUGGUGGCGAUCCCGAUCUCGCUGGCGCUGCUGGACCGGCUGCGGCUGGGCCGGCUGCCGCCGGGCCCGCGCCCGUGGCCGGUGCUGGGCAACCUGCGGCAGAUCAAGCCGGUGCGGUGCCGCUGCUUCCAGGAGUGGGCGGAGCGGUACGGGCCCAUCAUCUCCGUCUGGUUCGGCUCCUCGCUCACCGUCGUCGUCUCCACCUCCGAGCUGGCCAAGGAGGUGCUCAAGGAGCACGACCAGCAGCUCGCCGACCGGCCCCGGAACCGCUCCACCCAGCGCUUCAGCCGCAACGGCCAGGACCUCAUCUGGGCCGACUACGGCCCGCACUACAUCAAGGUGCGCAAGCUCUGCAACCUCGAGCUCUUCACCCAGAAGCGCCUCGAGGCGCUGCGCCCCAUCCGCGAGGACGAGGUCACCGCCAUGGUCGAGUCCGUCCACCGCGCCGCCGCCGGCCCCGGUAAUGAAGGAAAGCCAUUGGUAGUGAGGAAUCACCUUGCUAUGGUGUCCUUCAACAAUAUAACAAGGCUAGCUUUUGGGAAGCGGUUCAUGAAUGCAAAUGGUGACAUUGAUGAAGAAGGGCAGGAAUUCAAGAUUAUUGUGAACAACGGAAUCAAAAUUGGUGCAUCUCUCUCUGUUGCUGAAUACAUUUGGUACUUGAGAUGGCUGUGUCCACUUAAUGAGGAGCUUUACAAGACCCACAAUGAGAGGAGAGAUCGUCUGACCAAGAAGAUCAUUGAAGAGCAUGCACAGGCCCUCCAGGAGAGAGGUGCCAAACAGCACUUUGUGGACGCACUGUUUACUCUCAGAGAGAAGUAUGACCUUAGUGAUGACACAGUUUUCGGACUUCUAUGGGACAUGAUCACCGCCGGAAUGGACACGACAGUCAUAUCAGUCGAGUGGGCCAUGGCAGAGCUGGUCAGGAACCCCAGGGUGCAGAAGAAGCUGCAGGAGGAGCUGGACAGCGUGGUCGGCCGCGACCGUGUCAUGUCCGAGACCGACUUCCAGAACCUGCCCUACCUGAUGGCCGUCGUGAAGGAGUCCCUCCGCCUGCACCCGCCGACGCCGCUCAUGCUGCCCCACAAGGCCAGCGCGAGCGUCAAGGUCGGCGGCUACAGCAUCCCCAAGGGCGCCAACGUGAUGGUGAACGUGUGGGCGGUGGCCCGGGACCCCAAGGUGUGGAGCAGCCCGUUGGAGUUCCGGCCGGAGCGGUUCCUGGAGGAGAGCAUCGACAUCAAGGGCAGCGACUUCAGGGUGCUGCCCUUCGGCGCGGGCCGGAGGGUGUGCCCCGGCGCGCAGCUCGGGAUCAACCUCGUCGCCUCCAUGAUCGGGCACAUGCUGCACCACUUCGAGUGGUCUCUGCCGGAGGGCGCCAGGCCGGAGGACAUCAGCAUGAUGGAGUCCCCCGGGCUCGUCACCUUCAUGGGCACGCCGCUGCAGGCCGUCGCCACGCCACGCCUGGAGAAUGAGGAGCUGUACAAGAGGGUCCCGGUCGAGAUCUGA